CCUUUAACCUUCCUGCCUUGGUAUAUAUAGUCUGUGUGACUAUCAGAGUUCUCCUGGCAGCCAUCAUGAAGGGUGCAGUCUUGAUCUGCUGUUUUCUCUCCCUGCUGCAUUUGCAGGCAACAGCAGAAGAAGAAGAAGAAGAAGAAAAAGAUUUCAUCUCCGUCCUCAGGGAUAGAUCUCACAUCGACGAAACGCUGCGGCUUGCAACUGAGGAAAAAGCCGGAGACUAUGCAGCGGCUAUAGAGAGGUUGCGGAAGAUCUACCACACAUCAAUCAAGCCGAUGGAGCAGGCCUACAAGUACAAUGAGCUGAGGCAGCACGAGAUCUCAGCCUACCCCGGACGAACCCUGGGGAACUCAGACACAGAUGGGGAGAUUACCUCCAAGCCAAUGGUCCUGUUCCUGGGACCCUGGAGUGUAGGAAAGUCCUCAAUGAUCAAUUACCUCCUAGGCAUGCACGACAGCCCCUAUCAGCUCUACACAGGAGCUGAACCUACUACCUCUGAGUUCACUGUAAUUAUGCAUGGAGAGAAGAUUCGCUCUGUUGAGGGUAUUGUUAUGGCAGCAGACAGCUCUCGGUCCUUUUCUCCUUUGGAGAAGUUUGGACAAAACUUCCUUGAAAAGCUGAUCGGUAUUGAAAUGCCCCACAAGCUGCUGGAACGUGUGACUUUUGUGGACACACCAGGAAUCAUUGAGAACCGGAAGCAGCAGGAGAGAGGCUAUCCCUUCAAUGAUGUUUGCCAGUGGUUCAUUGAUCGUGCUGACCUGAUCUUCGUAGUGUUUGACCCCACCAAGCUGGACGUUGGCCUUGAGCUGGAGAUGCUCUUCCGGCAAUUGAAGGGUCGCGAAUCCCAGAUCCGCAUCAUCCUAAACAAGGCUGACAACCUGGCCACCCAGGACUUAAUGAGAGUCUAUGGAGCACUCUUUUGGAGCUUAGCACCCCUCAUCAAUGUCACUGAACCCCCCCGUGUCUACGUCAGCUCUUUCUGGCCAUAUGACUAUGCACCUGAUACCAGCCGAGAGCUCUUCAAGCGAGAGGAGAUCUCCCUCCUGGAAGAUCUGAACCAGGUGAUUGAAAACCGCAUGGAGAACAAAAUUGCCUUCAUCCGCCAACAUGGCAUCCGUGUGCGCAUCCAUAGCCUGCUGGUAGACCGCUACGUCCAGACCUUUAAAGAGAAGAUGAGCUUCUUCAGUGACCCUGAACUAGUCUUCAAGGAGAUUGUGGACGACCCGGACAAGUUCUUUAUUUUCAAAUCCAUCCUAGCCAAGACCAACGUCAGCAAGUUUGACCUGCCCAACCGCGAUGCUUAUCGUGACUUCUUUGGAGUCAACCCGGUCACCAACUUCAAGCCCCUGACGGCUCAGUGCUCUUACAUUGGAGGCUGUCUGUUGGAUAAGAUUGAGAGGGCAAUCACCAAUGAGCUCCCCGCCCUUCUGAGCAGCAUUAACUCUGGCAAGCAGCCUGGCCUGUCCUCCUGUGAGGCUACUGGCUGUGGUGAAAAGCCAAAGAAUCGCUACCGGAAGAACUGAGGAAAACAAAAUAACUUGAGUGGGGGAAGUAAGAAAAGAAGGCCAAGCCAACCCUGAUUUUGUCAAAAUGCCUGUAUUGUUGAAGAGACAGAGGAGAUUAGUGUUUGUUUUUUUCCUCAGGAGAAUAUGUGGAGGUGCAUUUAGGGACUGUGGGUAAGAGGCAGAUAGAGGGGGGGAAGAGUCAUUGUAUGAUAAGGCAGCUUAAGGACACAAGUGCUAAAGAAAUGAAAACAUGCCACUAAUCACUAUGUUUUGUUAGUGUUUGUCUGGGAUUUUGGGGACGGGGACGUAAUGAUGCGAAGAAACACAGAAAUAAAAAAUUUUAAAA
This is a messenger RNA of Etheostoma cragini (Arkansas darter), 1857 nucleotides long. RefSeq names its product sarcalumenin (gene srlb). The transcript has 7 exons. NCBI's taxonomy places the organism in Eukaryota, Metazoa, Chordata, Actinopteri, Perciformes, Percidae. Bases 66 to 1529 code for a protein of 487 amino acids. Gene Ontology annotation, molecular function: GTP binding. The record is from RefSeq and is a predicted model, not a curated record.